CGUAUAAGUGGCCAAAAUGGAAAAGUACAUUUCUUAUGUAUGUAUAUGCUGGCCACGGGCAAAGACAAAGAACCCGAGUCAAAAAGAAUAGCCACAUUUCUAUGGUUGGCUGGAUCAAAGGCAACAGAAAUCUACAACACAUUGUUUCCCAACGAUGGAUCUGCGAGUGGAAUGGUCGGUUGCAGCAUUACUAAUUCGGAGCCUACUUCUAGCAGUGCGGUGGUUGUUAGCCGACCUUUGGAGGAUGUUCUCAAAGCUUUUGAUGAAUACAGCAUCCCAAUGAAAAAUAUCACCAUGGAAUCGUAUAAAUUCAACAGUAUUGCACAAGCAGAGGGUCAGCCGUUUGUGGAAUUUGAGACAAAGUUACGAAAGCAGGCCCAGUUAUGCGAUUUUAAAUGUGAGUGUGGAAAGUCGUUUGAAAAUCGAAUGUUAAUUGAUCGUCUGAUCAUUGGAGUUAAUAUCACAUCAUUGAAACUAAAGUUAUUGGAGUCAAAGAAGAAAAAUCUGGAGGAUAUCAUUAUUGAAUGUAAAAGUUUUGAAGCAGAAACAAAACAUAACGUGCUUCUACAAAGAAACGUGGAUCAGUGUCAAAGCAUACGUGAAGGUGAGGAAACAGAAUCUGGAGCAGUAUUUGGAUCCAGUCAUGUAAAGGAAUGUCGAGCAAAGGAAAUAAGCUGUUUUAAAUGUGGAAAGUUGGGACAUUUUACGAAAUUUUGUAAGCAGCCGAAGGCGCAAAAGAAUUGGAAAGCGGAAAGAGCUAAAAAGAGGUCAUCAAACGUUAUUUAGAUUGAAGACUCAGAAUAAGUGACUGUAGUUCGGAUAAGUUGAAAUGGAUGAAAUCGUAUGAAAUUCAAGGAAAAAUUAUAAAGUUUAAAGUCGAUACAGGAGCUGAUGUAAACUGCAUCCCAAUUAGUUUAUUUAAAACCCUUAAGCUAAAAGUUAAAAACAAAACAAUUUUGAUUUAUGAUUAUAAUCAUGCGAAAGUAAAUAAUUU
Drosophila ficusphila is the source of this 994-nucleotide messenger RNA. RefSeq lists its product as uncharacterized. The transcript is spliced from 2 exons. The record is from RefSeq and is a predicted model, not a curated record. Gene Ontology annotation, molecular function: zinc ion binding; nucleic acid binding. NCBI's taxonomy places the organism in Eukaryota, Metazoa, Arthropoda, Insecta, Diptera, Drosophilidae. Bases 40 to 786 code for a protein of 248 amino acids.